Gilbertella persicaria is the source of this 489-nucleotide messenger RNA. RefSeq lists its product as uncharacterized. NCBI's taxonomy places the organism in Eukaryota, Fungi, Mucoromycota, Mucoromycetes, Mucorales, Choanephoraceae. The coding region runs from base 1 to 489 and encodes 162 amino acids. The transcript has a single exon. Gene Ontology annotation, molecular function: DNA binding. The record is from RefSeq and is a predicted model, not a curated record.
AUGUCUAGCCAAUCUACUACAGAGAAAUGUCGGCUUUGCGAUCGAAAUAUCACUAGAAGCAACAACUUGAAGAGACAUCUUACUAAACAACACAAUGUUCACCAAAAUCGAGUUUCUAAUUUUUUCAGUGAAGCAGAAGACAAUGAACAGAAGGAGGAUGAUCAGCAAGAGGAAGACUCAGAUGAUCUGAUUGAAAGCGAUUUUGAGGAGACUCAAGAGGAGCAGUAUGAUUCUGAAAACGCCUUGUAUUAUUUGUUAAGAGACAGGCAAAAAGUUGCUGGUGAUGUUGAUGAGGAACAAGCAGAUCAGGAUAUUAGCAUGAUAGAGUCUGUAAUCAACGAGCAAUCAGAAUGGAAUCACCUCAAAAGUGCAACAUUUCCUUUUGCAAAUAUUGAAAGCAUGAUCAUGCACGCACUCGUAGAAGGUGACAAUGACAGAUGUCUGAAGAGCGUCUCAAGAUGGAAGAACACUUCGUCUUCUAAGACUUGA